UUCAUAUAUGCUCUUCAUUUUUCCUUUAUCUACAAUCACUGUUUUUUGUUUCUGGGACGUGGAUCUUUUUUUAUGUGACGGAUUUCAUUCGGGACGAUUUUCUCCAGGGUUUUUUUGUCCGUCUGCGGCCGAUGUGAAGGAUUUUCUGCUGCGUCUGUGCGCGUGCGACCGUGUGUGAACCAUGCCUCGCUCAUUUCUUGUGAAGAAAAUUAAACUGGAUGAUUUUUCCUCAUCUCCCGUAUCAGCGUCUAAUCAUCAUCACCAUCAUCAUCAUCCCGAUGACUCCUUUACACGUUCUCGCUCAAACCUGGGCGUCCGACUCUGUGAAAAUGGCUACAUCCAAGAUUACAUCAGCUCUUCUGAGUACACAGAGGAGAAGCAGGCCGACAUGAAACCGAGCUCGGAUCCGCUGUACUCCCCCGUCAGCAGCGGAGGUGGGGAGUACUGCCAACCGGACCUGGAGCACCCGGACAGCCCUCAGUCUGGCCUCACGGCCCGCGGAUACUUCAGCAGCGAGAGCGAAUCUCUCAGCGAGGGUUACACCAUGGAUGCGUUCUUCAUAUCUGACGGCCGCUCGAGGAGGAAGGGCGAGGUCGCGGAAACGAAAAACGUUGAAGCAGAGGAGAAAGAAGUGGCCGGGGCGAACAACGGAGGUCCAAGACACACCUGCAACGAGUGUGGAAAGACCUACGCCACUUCAUCCAACCUGAGCAGACACAAGCAGACCCACCGCAGCCUCGACAGCAAGAUGGCGCGCAAGUGUCCCACCUGCGACAAGGUUUACGUGUCCAUGCCGGCGCUGGCCAUGCACAUCCUCACUCACGACCUCAAGCACAAAUGCCACGUGUGUAGUAAAGCCUUCAGUCGGCCCUGGCUGCUGCAGGGGCACAUGCGAUCGCAUACGGGAGAAAAACCCUUCGCCUGCGCCCACUGCGGGAAAGCCUUCGCCGACCGAUCCAACCUACGAGCGCACAUGCAGACACAUUCGGCCUUCAAACACUACAGCUGCAAGCGCUGCAAUAAGACCUUCGCGCUCAAGUCCUACCUGAACAAGCACUACGAGUCCGCCUGCUUCAGAGGAUCCGGAGAUGAGGACGAGUCUGGCUCCGAGAAUUAACAAGAGAAAAGAUGAAGAUGAGUUAACGCUCUCAAAAAUCCCCCACAGA
Messenger RNA from Rhinichthys klamathensis goyatoka, 1166 nucleotides. RefSeq names its product scratch family zinc finger 2 (gene scrt2). Gene Ontology annotation, biological process: regulation of DNA-templated transcription. The record is from RefSeq and is a predicted model, not a curated record. The coding region runs from base 182 to 1117 and encodes 311 amino acids. The transcript is spliced from 2 exons. Gene Ontology annotation, molecular function: RNA polymerase II cis-regulatory region sequence-specific DNA binding; DNA-binding transcription factor activity, RNA polymerase II-specific. NCBI's taxonomy places the organism in Eukaryota, Metazoa, Chordata, Actinopteri, Cypriniformes, Leuciscidae.